CGGUGGGGGGUGUGGCAUUCAGCCUGCUGUCAGCCCGGCAGCCGCCUGAGUCACCUCCGGAUGGAGCCAGGAUGACACAGCUUCCUCGAACCGCAAACACAAGGUGACCAGACGUCCCCCAAGCCGGGCAGACAGUCUUGUCUUGCCGGAGGGCAGCCAGCCAGGGCCAGCCUGCAGGCUGGGUGUGGGCCGGGCUGGUGGGGUGCACAGCGAGGUGCUGCGGGACACCCCCCACGUUGAGGGGAGCUGGGGUGUGACAUCAGCAGAACCCUGUGUCCGGAGGCGGGCAGGGUGGUCUGGAGGUGGUCCCAAGCCCUCCUGGUCCUGGGGCCUGUGUUCAGCCGGUGAGGCAACAGGUCACUGUGGACGAGUCAGCGUUUGCUUGUUUGUCAGGAGCCCGCUGUGUGGGUCAACCCCGCCGUGCAGCCAGCCGGAGGGGCGCUCAGCUUUGGUCACCUGUGAGAGGCCCGCAGCCCUGCAGAGCAGAGUCGGCCACAUCUGGGUGGCUUCUGGCUUCAGGGUUUGCACCUGUCAGGUGAAGCGGUUGCUGCUCUGCGGCCUGGAGUGGGAACCUGCUCCUCCAAGACGGAACCCCUCGGCUCCCCUCCUCCCUCUUCCCCACCCUGACAGCCUUGGGGACCUGGGAGGAUGGCAGUGGGAGGGGUACCCCACGCCUAGCAGUUGCUGGGAGGCUCCGGAGCGGCCGCCUCCGCUCUCUGCCCGCUGGAACAGGUGCCAGAGGUUCAGCUUCCUGCCCGCAUGCAGCUCACAGGCCAGAUGAGUGGGUGGGCCAGUCGUUAAGUCAGCAUUGGAGCCCUUUGAAACUCAAAAUCUUUUCUCCUACAUGAUGGCAACCUAGGAGAUUAUCCUUGGGUGGGGCCCUGGCUCCCAUCAGCUGCCUGGGCCUGGUGUUAUUGGUGGAGAAACCCCCAACCCGGGCCCAGCCCAGAGAGGGCCGGAGUGUGCUGGGGACGGCCAGGGCUGUGAGUUUCCCACACGAGCUAGUGCCAAGCAGUAGGCGUUUGCUGGGAGUUGGAAAGUAAAAAGGAACCCGAAGGCACCCGAGAUCCUGGCCUUGGACGCACCUGCUUCUGGAAGGCAGUGGUGGAUGGUGGAACCUGGGCCACCUGCCCCGCCCUCCCGGAGCGCAGGGCCGCGAUGCCCAGCUCCCCUGGGCAGAGUCGCCCUGCCCUGUUCUUUACGGGCCGGAAGGGGCGGGGCGCCCCGGGCUCCCUAAUUUAUUCCAAACUGUGCGGUCACUGGAGCUGACUCCAUCUGAGCUGCUCGGGUGUUUCCUCUGCUUUUAAAGGAAAUUAUCCUUCCUUGUUCACCUUGUUUAGAUGUACGUCAGAAUGAAGUUUCUGGCUUUGGGUUGAAAACCAGCCUCUUCAGUUAGAAAAAUAGUCGCCCGAAAGGUGUUCCACGUUCUAAGUGCUGACUGCGCCCGCUCCUGACCAGCGGCCCCCUCUGGGCUGAAGGGGACGCGCGUGGUCACUCCCACUUGGAUGGGCAAGUGGGUGCACGCAGCGGACGUGCAGACACACCGUUCCAGACGCAGCCUGGCACGGGCCGCUGAGCUGCUCGGGUGACUGGAGUGGCAUCAGAAAGCCCCUGGGAGCGCGGGCUCUCUGCACACGGCAUCGCUAAGACUUGUCGGUCCGUGGACGUGGGACAGCCCAGCUGGAGCAUCCUCGUGGGCAGCUGUUGGAGAGGCGUUUUUGGCGCUGACGGUUGCUGAUGCGGUGCGAACGUCGGAGCUCAGAGUGGGAGUCAGAACAGGAAGCAACAGCUGCUCACACCUGGCCUCACCCCAAGGCGCUGGUGCUCACAGCACAGGCCCGGCGGGCAGCGCGGGACGGCCGUGUGGCUACCGGGCACUGGGACAAGUGAUUUUCCGCAGUUCUGUCCGGGUGCCUGUCCCAGGUUAUGACGACUAACCCCAAACCGAACAAGGCGUUAAAGGUCAAGAAGGAGGCGGGCGAGAACGCCCCAGUGCUCAGCGACGAUGAGCUGGUGUCCAUGUCGGUGCGGGAGCUGAACCAGCACCUGCGGGGCCUCACCAAGGAGGAGGUGGUCCGUCUGAAGCAGCGCCGGCGCACGCUCAAGAACCGCGGCUACGCCGCCAGCUGCCGCAUCAAGCGGGUGACGCAGAAGGAGGAGCUGGAGCGGCAGCGCGUGGAGCUGCAGCAGGAGGUGGAGAAGCUGGCGCGUGAGAACAGCAGCAUGAAGCUGGAGCUGGACGCCCUGCGCUCCAAGUACGAGGCCCUGCAGACCUUUGCCCGCACCGUGGCGCGCGGGCCCAUCACGCCCACCAAGGUGGCCACCACCAGCGUCAUCACCAUCGUCAAGUCCGCUGAGAUCUCCAGCUCCGUGCCCUUCUCGGCCGCCUCCUAGUGCCGGCCCCGGUUGGGCGAGGGGGCCGGCGGUGGGGCCAGAGGGGCUGUCCCUCGUGCUUGUUGGAGGGUCCCAUGGGGAGCAGACCCCUGAAACCCCGAGUCCAAGCACAGGCUCCCGUGGGGCUCCUGGCGGGGCGAGGUCACAGGGGCCUGAUGAAGAGUUAGGGGCCUGUGAGCCCGUGUGCCGCACGCCUGCCCACACGCCCACACACACGCACAUGCACACACACGCACCUCGCCUUCCUCUGGGCCCUGCCAGCUCUCUGCGGACUGUCUCUCUUCCGGAGCCUGUGUCCUGUGCCGGGGGAGUUGGGAUGUCUGCAGGGAGGGCCCUCAGCAGGUCCCUGGCCCUGUGGCCUGGGUGGCAAGGGCUCCGUCUUCCACCCCUCCCACCAGCAGCCUGUCAACACACGUCAGCGUGCCUGUCCCCCUGCCACCUCAGAAGAGCACCUGCAGCACCAGGGGCCUGGGAGGAGUGGCUGGUUGCAAGUGGUCCUGGGGGGGCCUGUGGGUGCAGGUGCAUGAGUGUUGUGAGUUUUCUCUCUGUGUCGGGGUGGCCGGAAGGAGGUCCCUAUUGAGGAGCAGUGGCAGCCUGGCCUGGGGACCCAGCCCCCACUGCGGCCGCCUCGCAGAGCCCGGGAAGGUGGUGCCCAGCAUGGGAAGGGGGCGAUGGGCCUUGGGGGCUGGGAGGUGGGUGGGGAGCAGGUUCUGUGCGGAACGGCGGGCUGUCAGCGAGGCCUCCGGAGCGGCCAUGGAGCUGGGGGGCGCCCGGCUGCCUGUGGCUCCCACUGCUGGAGGAGGUGAGAGAGCAGGGGGCUGGGUGGGAUCAGAAGACGAGGCGGGCUUGAAUGGGGCAGAGGAGGUGAUGGUGGGCGAGGUGGCAGGCUCUGGGCCAGGAAGUCCACACGGACCGGACGGGCCUCCCGGAAGCACCUGGAUGGUGUGUCAGCACAGAGGAGACGAGGGGACUCUGCGAGCCUGGUGCUGAGUUCCCUGGAACCUUCACCUGCCCUUUCUGGGGCAGGUGACCUUUGCUGGGGCUUCCCUUCCUUGAGAGCCACCGCGGGGGCUCCCUGUGUGGGCUGGGCAUGGACGGCCACUUCUACCCCUCCUGGGAGGAUGCUGGGGCCACGGCCCUGGGUCUGAGUGAGCUGCUGAGCCCCAUCACUGGCCAGAAGCCGCUGGGCUCCAGCUCCCGGUUUCCUCUUGUGCCCUGCCACCCAGGGAGACCCCCAGCAAGCAGGUGUCAGCCAUGCCAGGGUUGGGGGAGGACUGACAGCCCCAAGGGCUGCGUCCAGCUUCUGUGUCUGCUGGCAGGAGCAGACAGGGCACCUGGGCCUCUCCAGCAGCAUUGCCACAUGGCCUUGUCCCUGUCCUGGGAGAAGGCGGAGGGUCUGGGGCGCUGGAUCCUUACACAACCUGGUGUGUAACAGAAAGGCCCGGUGUGUAAGCAAAAGCUGUUGAUCGCAUAGCCAUGGUAGGUAAUCCACAUUGGAUGUCAAUAAGGACCAUGGGGAAAUAUUUAAAAAAGAGAGAAAAGUAUAUAUAUAUAUAUAUAAAAUUAUAUACACAUUUUAUCGUACAGACUUUUCGUAACUCUUUUCCUGUUGGGUACUGUCAGCCUCUUAGAGCAGAGCAGCCGUCGAGGGCAGGGCAGUGGGAACCUGUCGCCACCCCGCCUGGCUCCUCAGGCACCAGCUCGCAGCCCGAGGUGGGAGGCCCGGUCGCCUCCCGCUGCCCUUGGUCUCCCCUCCUGCCCAUCUGACUUGGGUCCCGCAGAUGGCCUGGGCACCUGGGCGCACCCCCUGCCCACCCUGGCCGGCUGUCCUGCCCAGUGGCCGCCCCGGGUUCACAGAGCGCCCCGUCCCGUGGGGUGCAGGUGGGCGAGUGCUGGCUGGGGCCUCGGAGGAGCUGUCCCCGCAGCUGCCCAUUGCCCUCCCGGGAUCAGGGGCCAGGGAAGGAAGACUGGCUCGCUCCCUCCUGCUUUUCUUUUUGGAUCAUUGAGAUGUCAUUGUCACAAUUUUAAUAUAUGGGUUUUUUAUUUAAGACAAAAGGCAGGGACGUCUUUGUGGCGUGGGUUUGUCCUCCUGUGCUUCUGACUCACGAGUCCCUGACACCCGCAGGGCCUGGCCCCCCGGGGGACGGGGCCUCCCCUUCGUAAGCUCGGCACCCACCGGUUUUCCCCGCCUCUGCCUGCCCAGCAGUUUCAUUUCAAUAUUUAUUUUUGUGCUGCUUUUAUCAUGAUAUAAAUUAUUGAGAAGAGACCUUAUGUCGUGGCCCACACCUGCCCUGUCCCCUCACGGCCACCACCUAAUUUAUUGCUGUACAUCUCUGCUGUGACGCUUUUGUACCUUUGCAAUAAAGACUUUUCUGGUUUCA
Messenger RNA from Equus caballus (horse), 4775 nucleotides. It is a transcript of the gene MAFK, whose product is annotated as MAF bZIP transcription factor K. Gene Ontology annotation, molecular function: RNA polymerase II cis-regulatory region sequence-specific DNA binding; DNA-binding transcription factor activity, RNA polymerase II-specific. Gene Ontology annotation, biological process: regulation of transcription by RNA polymerase II. The record is from RefSeq and is a predicted model, not a curated record. Gene Ontology annotation, cellular component: nucleus. NCBI's taxonomy places the organism in Eukaryota, Metazoa, Chordata, Mammalia, Perissodactyla, Equidae.